AUGGAGGCCAGGGGAAGACCUCAAAUAAGAGCUCCAUGGGUGGCUCCAUGGUGGAAGCCGCAACGAAUGAGAAGAGAGGCAAGACCCUGGAUGAUGGAGGCAUCACGAGCAUGGAUGACGACGUUAGCAGAGGGAGCAAGGGCGCGCAGGUGUGCGGGUGCACGGGCACCAUUGGGCACAACGCUAGGCGUUGGAUCGCUUAGGGAAUCGAUGGAAGAUGCCCUAGGAGCAUUGAAACGACACCAACACAAUGAGCAAGUUGGGCUAUGCCAGGGGUUGCUUGGACGGUAUGGAGAUCCCAAAUGA
Messenger RNA from Ilex paraguariensis (yerba mate), 306 nucleotides. The record is from the annotation of a GenBank genome assembly. NCBI's taxonomy places the organism in Eukaryota, Viridiplantae, Streptophyta, Magnoliopsida, Aquifoliales, Aquifoliaceae.